AUGGCGAAAAAUAACGGGGAAGAACCCAGUACAUCUCCACAGCCCGAUCAUUGGUACAACCUAACCCUAGGUUCCUCUUUCAAAGAUGAUAGUUCCACCAAGAAAUUCUGCACUUUAAGAUAUGAGUUCAAGCCUGCACCAAUAGAUAAGAACCAACCAGGGUCUCUUCACAAUAGCAAAGACAACAAGGUAACCGUCGAAUUCCACAACAAUCUACCUGGAAAACCCAAUGUAACUUUUGAAGGUAGUAGUGAGGAUUACAAAGACAAUGAUGUCGUCCUCUUCUUUGAUGGUAGCACUUUCCGUUUGGAGCGCCUUCAUAGAGCUUUUAAGCGGUUGAGGCAUGUCCGACUACCGGGGGAUUCAUUAAACUCUGCUUUGCCUCUCCCUUCCCCCGCUGUGCCCAAUCAGUAUUCAUCUUCUGUGGAUUUCACUCACGCAUGUGCGAUGCACCUUUCGGCUUUUUGUUCCGUUGAAAAACCUAUAAAACGUAGAGUAACAAAUUAA
Molecule: messenger RNA, 507 nt
Organism: Papaver somniferum (opium poppy)
Lineage: Eukaryota; Viridiplantae; Streptophyta; Magnoliopsida; Ranunculales; Papaveraceae
Product: ell-associated factor Eaf-like
Exons: 2
Coding region: 1-507 (168 amino acids)
Biological process (GO): positive regulation of DNA-templated transcription; regulation of transcription elongation by RNA polymerase II
Cellular component (GO): super elongation complex
Molecular function (GO): transcription elongation factor activity
Source: RefSeq, a predicted model, not a curated record